AAAUAGAAGACAAUAACUCAGGUUCACUAGAACAUGUCAACAAAAACAACUCUAGCUGGGAUGAACAAGUAGCUCAAGAAACCAAAGAACUCAAAGAAAUAACAAAUAUACAUAAGGAAGAACUUAAAGAAAAUAGAACAUAUAUAACAAAAGAAAAUAUCUUAUUGUUUAUUGAAGACAACACUCUUAAUGAAGAGGUCCUCGAAAUUAGUACAUGUAACAAAGAUAACAAUAAAACAACAUGUGACAAAGAGGUUUCUGAGACUAGUACAGCUAACAAAGACAACAUAGAAACUACAUCUCAAAAUGAUGCAGGCUUACAAGAAAAUGAUUUAACACAAGAAGAUCAAAAUGGGCCUUUGUUAUCUUCAAUGGAAAUAGACAACAACAAAAGAAACUCUUCACUAAGUAAAGAUAAGGACCUAUCAUCUGACCAAGUAAUAGCACCCUAUGAUGAACUGGCUGCACUGUAUCUUAAUGCAGAACCACAGGCAGGAAACAAAAAUACAGAUGAAACAUUACCUAUAAUAGAA
Molecule: messenger RNA, 533 nt
Organism: Cetraspora pellucida
Lineage: Eukaryota; Fungi; Glomeromycota; Glomeromycetes; Diversisporales; Gigasporaceae
Source: the annotation of a GenBank genome assembly